AUAGGGAUGCCAAAGGAAAAAUAUGAUCCUCCAGAUCCUCGCAGAAUUUAUACCAUCAUGUCAGCAGAGGAGGUAGCCAAUGGGAAAAAAUCUCACUGGGCAGAAUUAGAAAUCUCGGGUAGAGUGCGGAGCUUAAGUACAUCACUUUGGUCAUUGACACACUUGACAGCGCUGCACCUAAAUGACAAUUACCUUAGUCGCAUUCCACCUGAUAUUGCCAAGCUUCAUAAUCUGGUUUACCUGGAUCUGUCAUCCAAUAAACUCAGAAGUUUACCAGCAGAACUAGGAAACAUGGUGUCUCUCAGGGAAUUGCUUUUAAAUAACAAUCUGUUACGGGUUUUGCCUUAUGAACUUGGUCGGCUCUUCCAGCUACAAACUCUAGGUUUGAAAGGCAAUCCUUUAUCACAGGAUAUUCUCAAUUUAUACCAGGACCCAGAUGGAACCCGAAAGCUACUGAACUUCAUGCUUGACAAUCUUGCAGUUCAUCCAGAGCAGCUUCCUCCGAGGCCAUGGAUUACAUUAAAAGAACGAGACCAAAUUCUGCCAUCAGCAUCAUUCACAGUUAUGUGUUACAAUGUGUUAUGUGAUAAAUAUGCCACCCGGCAGCUAUAUGGCUAUUGCCCGUCCUGGGCAUUAAACUGGGAAUACAGGAAAAAGGGAAUUAUGGAAGAAAUUGUUAACUGUGACGCAGAUAUCAUUAGUCUUCAGGAAGUGGAAACAGAGCAAUACUUCACUCUCUUUCUGCCAGCAUUGAAGGAGCGUGGAUAUGAUGGAUUUUUUUCUCCAAAGUCACGUGCCAAAAUCAUGUCUGAGCAGGAGAGAAAGCAUGUGGACGGUUGUGCAAUAUUCUUCAAAACAGAAAAAUUUACAUUGGUGCAGAAGCAUACAGUGGAAUUUAACCAAGUGGCAAUGGCUAAUUCAGAUGGAUCCGAAGCUAUGUUGAACAGAGUGAUGACAAAAGAUAAUAUUGGUGUUGCUGUGGUAUUAGAGGUCCACAAAGAACUUUUUGGAGCAGGUAUGAAGCCUAUUCAUGCUGCAGACAAACAGCUGCUUAUAGUGGCAAAUGCUCACAUGCAUUGGGACCCAGAGUAUUCUGAUGUGAAACUCAUCCAGACCAUGAUGUUCGUCUCAGAGGUUAAAAACAUUCUGGAGAAAGCCUCUAGUAGGCCUGGCAGCCCAACUGCAGAUCCUAAUUCCAUCCCGCUGGUGCUAUGUGCAGAUCUUAACUCAUUGCCAGAUUCAGGUGUUGUGGAAUAUUUAAGCAAUGGAGGAGUAGCUGACAACCAUAAAGACUUCAAGGAACUAAGGUACAAUGAGUGUCUUAUGAACUUCAGCUGCAAUGGAAAGAAUGGAAGCUCAGAAGGGAGAAUCACACAUGGCUUCCAACUGAAGAGCGCCUAUGAAAAUAACUUGAUGCCUUACACCAAUUACACCUUUGAUUUCAAAGGUGUGAUUGACUACAUUUUCUAUUCCAAGACUCAUAUGAACGUGCUUGGUGUCCUGGGGCCUUUAGAUCCUCAAUGGCUGGUUGAGAACAACAUCACUGGGUGUCCACACCCUCACAUCCCUUCAGACCACUUCUCACUGUUAACACAACUUGAACUCCACCCUCCACUCCUGCCUCUUGUCAAUGGUGUUCACUUGCCUAAUCGGAGGUAGUGGAGUAUUGCCCCGCAAAGACGGGGAUAUGUUGCUAUGGACCUGUACAGUUGUAAAUCAAAGUAUGUAGGAGUGAAGUAUGGCCAUCCUUAAGCUGCUUCUUCAGGUUUCUUUCAUUAUGUGUUUGCUAUAAGAUUUGUACAUUUUUGUGCAUAUUGGUAUCAUUUGGCACUAGGGCUAGAACCAAAGUAUUAUUACUCUCUUCCCAAAUUUGUAAUUUAGCAUGUUUUUAAAUUGGACUUUCUGCAUAUUGUAAAUGGAGCUAGCAUCCAUAGUUGAGAAAUCACCAAUUGGAUGCCCUUCAGCAAUGAUUUGUUUUUCAAAACAAAUACUUUCUUUUGAAUGAUUGCAAAUAAGCCAACCAUUUUUGUAAAAGGAAAUUUUAAGCUACAAAUACAAAUUUUUAAACUGGAAUGAUAACAUGCCUCACAAGGAAAACUUCUUAAAUUUGUUUUCCAUUAUAACAAGCUGAUUUUUAGCUCCCCGAGUUAUUUGCACAUUAACUGAGCACUUCAAUUUCUAGAUUUGUACAUGUAAACUAUGAUAUAGCCUCUAGCCAUAAGAAAAAUUGAGAAAUUAAAGAUGGUUGCACAAUAUGCUUUCAAAAUCAAAUAUUUAACAGCACGUGGUAUUUGUUAGGCAAACACUGGUAUUUUUUUUUUUGUUUCUUUUUUUUUUUUUUGAAGUGGUGAGAAGUCAUGUACUUUUGUUCCCCUAUUAGUUAUAACCUUAUUAUUAGUAUUAAUUCUAACUCUGUCUCUCCAGUUUAUUUAUAAGGAAACAGCUGAUAAUUUCCACUGCCACACAUUUUGAAAAUAGAAUUUAUUUUAUUUAGUAUACCCACAAAAUUAGUGUCCAGGAUUUUUUAUUUGCACCCACCUUUUUCUGGCCAGUUGCACUGGUAAAACAGAUGCUAUUUGACCUGUUUCAUUUUUGCUUUUAUAGACAAAUGUUAAUUAAUUAGGGAAUGAAAAGUUCCGAUAAAAAUUUUAGAAGUGGAAAACUAUACACAUUUUCAUUUAUAUCCCAAAGUACUAAAAUGUUGGUUGGUUUUGGCUUUUUGAAGUGACAAUGGAAGGAAUUUGGGGGAGAGAGAACAGGGAGUAGUUGAAAACCUUAGAUCAUUUUUGCUAACUCUAGUUGCCAAAUGGCUAUUAUAUGCUUUUAAUCUUGUUUCCAUUGUCUGUCAGGGUUGAAUUAAGAAGCUACUGGUUUAUUCCCAAUUGUUGAUGCUCUUUAGAUAAGUUGGAAUCCUCUUUUUUUUUUGCCCAGGAGUGGCCAGUUGAAAAAUCUAUGACUCAAGAGGCAGUGAAAGUAAUAAUCAUUUUCUGGGGGAAAAAUUGGUUGGCUACUUGAUGUUAAUUAUGGCACAGUAACAGGAAAAGGUUGUGUCUGUGUUUUUAAGUUUUUCUUUAUUCUGCUUUUUUGCUGCUAUAAGAGUUUUCUGAAAUUUAUAUUUUAAAC
Messenger RNA from Condylura cristata (star-nosed mole), 3123 nucleotides. It is a transcript of the gene CNOT6L, whose product is annotated as CCR4-NOT transcription complex, subunit 6-like. Lineage: Eukaryota; Metazoa; Chordata; Mammalia; Eulipotyphla; Talpidae. Gene Ontology annotation, cellular component: CCR4-NOT complex; cytoplasm; nucleus. The transcript has 11 exons. Gene Ontology annotation, molecular function: protein binding; poly(A)-specific ribonuclease activity. Bases 7 to 1659 code for a protein of 550 amino acids. Gene Ontology annotation, biological process: nuclear-transcribed mRNA poly(A) tail shortening. The record is from RefSeq and is a predicted model, not a curated record.